Molecule: messenger RNA, 2598 nt
Organism: Symbiodinium sp. CCMP2456
Lineage: Eukaryota; Dinophyceae; Suessiales; Symbiodiniaceae
Source: the annotation of a GenBank genome assembly
AUGGCCAAGACUGCCAUCUCCCCCACCCGCUCCGAAAACUACCCCGAGUGGUACCAGCAGGUCGUUAAGGCGGCCGACCUGGCUGAGAACUCGGACGUGCGGGGCUGCAUGGUCAUCAAGCCGUGGGGGUACGCCCUGUGGGAGAACAUCCAGCGGCGGCUCGACACACGCUUCAAGGAGACGGGGCACGACAACGCCUACUUCCCGCUCUUCAUCCCGAUGAGCUUCCUGGAGAAGGAGGCCGAGCACGUCGAGGGGUUCGCCAAGGAGUGCGCCGUGGUGACGCACCACCGCCUCGAGCCGAACGGCAAGGGCGGCUUGCAGCCGGCGCCGAGCGCGAAGCUUGAGGAGCCGCUGAUCGUCCGGCCCACCAGCGAGACGAUCAUCGGCGCAACGUUCGCGCGGUGGGUGCAGAGCUACCGCGACCUGCCGAUCCUCAUCAACCAAUGGGCGAACGUCGUGCGCUGGGAGCUGCGGACGCGGAUGUUCCUCCGCACGGCCGAGUUCCUUUGGCAAGAAGGCCACACGGUCCACGCGACCGCUGAGGAGGCGCAGGAAGAGACGCGCAAGAUGCUCGACGUGUACGCCGAGUUCGCCGAGGGGGCGAUGGCGAUGCCGGUCAUCAAAGGCGAGAAGACGGCCGGCGAGCGGUUCCCCGGCGCGGCGGCGACCUACUCGAUCGAGGCGAUGAUGCAGGACCGCAAAGCCCUGCAAGCGGGCACGAGCCACUUCCUCGGCCAGAACUUCGCCAAGGCGCAAGAGAUCAAGUUCCAGAACCAGGCCGGUGAGUUCCAGUACGCCUGGACCACCAGCUGGGGUGUUAGCACGCGGCUCGUUGGCGGCCUGAUCAUGUCGCACGCCGAUGACGAUGGUUUGAUCUGCCCGCCGAAGCUCGCGCCGGCGCACGCCGUGAUUCUGCCGAUCUUCAAGAACGAUGAGGAGCGCGCCGCGGUGCUGCCUUACUGCGAGUCGCUCAAGAACGAACUGUCCACCCAGGAGUACGACGGCGAGAAGUUGCGGGUGCGGAUCGAUACCCGCGACCUGCGUGGCGGCGAGAAGAAGUGGCAGUGGGUGAAGCGUGGCGUGCCGCAGCGCGUCGAGGUCGGCCCGCGCGACGUGGCCUCGGCGAGCGUCUUCGCCGCCUCACGGCUGAUGGAGAAGGGUGUCGGCGUCGAGCGGGCUAAGUUCGUCGCCGACGCGCCGAAGAUGCUCGGCGAGUUGCAGCAGCAGCUGUUCGAUCGGGCGAAGCGGGCCCGCGACGAGGCGUCGGUCGUGAUCGACACGCUGGCCGACUUCGAAGCGUUCUUCGCCGAGGGCCAGCCGGGCGGCCUCGCCUACGCCCACUUCACCGACGGCCCCGAGAUGGAAGCCAAGUGCAAAGCGCUGAAGGUGACGCCGCGCUGCGUGCCGCUGGAGCCGCUGCUGGGGGACGACGGCGCGGGCGAGUGCCUCUUCACCGGCGGGCGGAGCGUCGGCAAGGUCGAGACCGACUUCGCGCCGCCGCCGCGCAAAGGGGAGCUGCCGCCGACCGCCCUGUCGGGUCCUUUCAAAGUCUAUGACGGGCCGGUUGCGACGGUCGAUAAGGAGCUCUACGACUUCGGCACGAUGCAGCGCGGCGUCACCAAGUCGCACGAGUUUGUCUUCACCAACACGGGCACAGCGCCGCUGACGCUCGAGGUGGGCCGCACGACGUGCAAGUGCACGCUCGGCGAGGUUUCGGACAAGCCGCUGGCGCCGGGCGAGUCGUCGCCGGUGCGGCUGGAGUGGGUCGCCAAGUCGCUCCCCGGGGAGUUCCGCCAAGAGGCGACGAUCCUCACCAACGAUCCCCGUAAGCCGACCGUGAAUCUGUCGGUCGUCGGUCUGAUCACCGAGACCUCGGGCCUGACGCCCGAAGAGUUCUUGCUGGGGCGGGUCUCGGCCGACCAAGAGUCCACCGCGGCGGUCUACCUGACGACUUACGAGAAGGACAGCGAUCCGAUCCUCGUCGAAGCGGCGGCGGACCCGCAAUCGCCGCAGGCCGACAAGUACGAGUUCGAGGUGGUGCCGGUCGAGGCCGAGGACCUGCCGCUCGAACGCGCCGUGGCGGGCGUCAAGUUGGUGGUUAAGGCGAAGCCGGGCCUGCCGAUCGGCCACAUCACCGAGUGGGUGUCGGUGAAGACCAACCUGCACGACGGCGUCCCCAAGGGGGACAAGCUCGACGGCGACACGCUGCAGGUGCCGCUGUUCGCGGUCGUCGAAGGGGACGUCUCGGUGCGCGGGGCACACUGGUCGAAGGAACGCGACUUCCUGAACUUCGGCUCGGUCGCCAGCCGCACCGGCGCGGAGGAGAACUUGUUCCUGUCGUUCAAGGGGGACAACGCCGCGACGACCCGCGCCGAGGUGCUCUCGACCGACCCCGAAUGGCUCGAAGUGGAGCUGGGCGAGCCGAAAGUGAUUCGUGAGGGGGUCGCCCAUCAGCCGAUGAAGGUGCGUAUCCCCCCGAAUCGGCCCGCCGAGAUCCGUAGCGGCGCCGGCGCCGACGACGGGGGGCAGGGCGAGGGAGACGCCCACAUCCGCCUCAAGACCAACAACCCCAGCACGCCUGAGCUCGACGUUAGG